AUGGGCCAGUCAGGUCGCUACUGCCCUGAGAAAGCCGGGAGGUUGGCCUACCCCUCAGCGCCCAUCUACUCGCUUGCUUCGCGGACGAAGGAGUUUGACAACGACCAGACGCCAGGGCCGGCGGCUUAUGGGCUCCCUCCUAUGAUCGGUCCGAAGGUGGCCAACAAGCCCACAGCCCCCAAUUACUCCAUUUACGGCCGCAGUAUGGUGGGCAGCUUCUACGAGGAUCUCAGCAAGACUCCUGGCCCCUGCAACUACCGCCUGGUGGACACCAGCAUCUACAAGAACCGCCCGCCGCAUUUCAGCAUGCUGGCUCGCAACAUGCCUCCAGGGGACACCACUAUCAAACCAGGCCCAGGAGCGUACAGCCCGGAGAAGUAUGCCCAGCAACGUGGCGUGACCUUCGGCAUCCGCCACUCGGACUACGUGGCUCCUCUCAUCGUGGAUGUGGCAGAGUGAAGCGGCCGAGUCGGCAGAGACCAGCGAGACGAGAAAUGUGGAUUCAGGAAUACUUAGCUUUUCUCC
Heteronotia binoei (common prickly gecko) is the source of this 525-nucleotide messenger RNA. RefSeq names its product outer dense fiber protein 3-like. The transcript is spliced from 5 exons. NCBI's taxonomy places the organism in Eukaryota, Metazoa, Chordata, Lepidosauria, Squamata, Gekkonidae. Bases 1 to 459 code for a protein of 152 amino acids. Gene Ontology annotation, cellular component: cytoskeleton. The record is from RefSeq and is a predicted model, not a curated record.